AUGAUCACCAAGAUUCUGGAGGUAUAUAAUUGUACAGUGGCAACACAUUUCAUUCUUCUGGGAUUUCCCACACGGCCUGCUUUCCAGCUGCUCCUCUUUUCUGUUUUCUUGGCAACGUACCUGCUGACACUGCUAGAGAACUUUCUUAUCAUCCUAGCCAUUUGCAGUGAUGGACAGCUGCACAAGCCCAUGUACUUCUUUCUGAGCCAACUUUCUUUCCUGGAGAUGUGGUAUGUCACAGUCAUCAGCCCCAAGAUGCUGGUAGAUUUCCUCAGCUAUGACAAGAGCGUUUCUUUCAAUGUCUGCAUGACUCAACUUUACUUCUUUGUGACCUUUGUCUGUACUGAGUACAUCCUUCUUGCUGUCAUGGCCUUUGACCGCUAUGUGGCCAUUUGUAAUCCACUAUGCUACCCAAUCAUCAUGACCAACCAGCUUUGUGGUACACUGGCUGGGGGAUGCUGGUUCUGUGGACUCAUUACUGCCAUGAUUAAGAUGGUUUUCAUAGCCCGACUUCACUACUGUGGCACACCUCACAUCAAUCACUACUUUUGUGAUAUCUCUCCACUCCUCAAUGUUUCCAGUGAAGACUCCUCACAGGCUGAGUUGGUGGACUUCUUCUUGGCCCUCAUGGUCAUUGCUGUUCCCCUUUGCAUAGUAGUGUCAUCUUAUGCCACCAUCCUCACCACCAUCCUCAGGAUUCCUUCUGCUCAGGGCCGCCAAAAGGCAUUCUCCACCUGUGCCUCUCAUCUGACAGUUGUAACUCUCUUCUAUUCCACUACCCUUUUCACCUAUGUCCGCCCCAAGCUCAUGUAUACCUACAAAUCCAACAAAGUCGUAUCUGUGCUCUACACUGUCAUUGUCCCCCUCCUCAACCCCAUCAUUUACUGUCUGAGAAACCACGAAGUAAAGGCAGCUCUCAAGAAGACCAUAUUUUACAAAGGCAGUGGGCCCAGGGAAGAUAGGGCUUUGCGUGGUUAA
Molecule: messenger RNA, 978 nt
Organism: Trichechus manatus latirostris (Florida manatee)
Lineage: Eukaryota; Metazoa; Chordata; Mammalia; Sirenia; Trichechidae
Product: olfactory receptor 6Y1
Exons: 1
Coding region: 1-978 (325 amino acids)
Biological process (GO): G protein-coupled receptor signaling pathway
Cellular component (GO): membrane
Molecular function (GO): odorant binding; G protein-coupled receptor activity; olfactory receptor activity
Source: RefSeq, a predicted model, not a curated record